Messenger RNA from Leguminivora glycinivorella, 2183 nucleotides. RefSeq lists its product as uncharacterized. NCBI's taxonomy places the organism in Eukaryota, Metazoa, Arthropoda, Insecta, Lepidoptera, Tortricidae. The transcript has 2 exons. Bases 1 to 1068 code for a protein of 355 amino acids. The record is from RefSeq and is a predicted model, not a curated record.
AUGCACGAGGAGAUGGGCUGGCGAUUCCAAAAAACAUACGAGGUUGGUGUAUCUUAUGGAAUUAUAAAAGAUGUGGACUUAGAUUUAAAUGAAAAAGAUAUGAUGGAAAAUAUGACAUGCGGAGUAGAAAUAGUUGCUGUAAAAAGGUUAAGUAGAAAAAGUUCGGAUGGAUCAGGAUGGCAGGAUAGUGAGACUGUGCGUAUAUGUUUCAAGGGCCCUAUUCUACCACCUUACGUAUAUAUUCAUGAAUUGCGAGUGAAGGUUGAACCUUACUUAUUUCCUGUUUCUAUAUGUGCCAACUGCUGGCGAUACGGCCAUACAAAGAAAACGUGUUCUAAGAAGUCUACUUGUCCUAAGUGCGGAGGCAAUCAUUUGAAUUGUGAAACAACUGUUUUCACAUGUCGUAAUUGCUCAGGUAGUCACAUGGCUCUCGAUAAAACGUGUCCGUUGUACCAAAAAGAAAGGAAAAUAAGGAAAAUUAUGGCUGAAUUUAACUGUACAUAUAAAAAAGCAUUAAAUAAAUAUGAACUAGAUUCUAGCAGCCCUCCAGCUCUAGCGGCAUCAAUGUAUCAGGAAAACUUUCCCCAGACGCUUAGUACAACUGAUACUCCAGUUACUGAAACUUCAACAUUGGAGUCUGUGAUAUGUGAACCGGCAUAUGCAAAGAUAGUCACGACCAAAGCUGUAGUUCACAGCGAAGUCCCAGGUAAGAAUAAUGUAUCUGUUACUCUCCCCAGAAAAACAAAUCGUACUAAAACUAAACAUAAUAAGCCCGAAUUGAGAGAAAAAGAUGACAUAGUAAAUGAUAAUCUGACUACUAUGGAUACCGAUGUCAACCAUGUUCUUCCUGAAACAUCUAACAAACCCAACGAAGUAAGUGGAAGUAAGUUGAAAUUCAGUUCAUUAAUUGAUAAGAUAAAAGAUAUUAUUUUCAUGAAAAACCUGACUAUCGCUGAAAAAAUUAAACUUGGAGUUCAAACUGGAGUAGAAUGGCUUUUAUCUUUUGUGAUGCAGAACAUACUUGACAUGUCAUUUUUAAAAUCUUUUUUUAACGCCACAGAUGGCUAGUAAACUUGAGAAGUGCAGACUUAACAUAUUGCAAUGGAACGCCCAAAGUAUCAGACCAAAGUUAGUAUCGUUUGAAAAUCUACUUAUCCAAGAAAAGAUCCAUAUAGCAGCGCUUAGCGAAACAUGGUUAGAUACGGACUGUUAUUUCCGUAUCAGCAAUUAUAAUAUAUAUAGAGCGGACAGGGUAGAUGGAUAUGGUGGAGUCGCAAUCCUGACGCAUAAAUCAAUCAAGUCUGAGCAUUGUCGUGUUCAACAUCCUAAUCCUGGUGUACAAGUGGUUUACGUAAAAGUGUUUAAUUGUGAUCAAAUAAAAAAUGUGAUUUCAGUUUAUUGUCCGUCUACUGUAGUGACAGAACAGAGUGAUUGGGAUUUCAUUUUUUCAAUCGUACAACAUAACGUGAUUAUUAUGGGUGACUUUAAUGGCCAUCACACCAAUUGGUCAUAUAAAACGGAUACUCGCGGCACUCAAAUAUAUGAUUCUCUAAUGGACUGUAAUUUAGUUUCACUUAAUGAUCACAGCCAUACAAGAGUGCGACUAGUCAAUGGAUCAUUACAGGAGUCGUCUCCAGACAUUUCUAUAGUAUCUACUGAUAUUUAUUUUACUAUUAAUUGGAAUGUUAUGAAAGAAUCAUUAGGUAGCGAUCAUCUUAUUAUAAAAAUUUCUACAUGUUUCAAUUCUUGUGUUGAGUCUAUAUCAAGGAGAAACUAUAAAGGAGCUCAAUGGAAUGAGUACAGAGUGUAUUUAGAAAAUAAGUUUACUGAGUUUUCUUUGCCUGAGGAUCCUCAAGAAUCUUAUAAUGGUUUUCUAAGUAUUGUAAAUGAAGCUGCCAAUCUUUACAUACCAUGUAUUAAAUUUAACAAUAACCCAGCAAAAAAAUUCCAACCAAAACCAUAUUGGAAUCAAGCUCUAUCCAAAGCCGUUGCCGAAAGGCGUUUAGCUCUCUCAUUAUUCAGACGGAACCCUACACCACAGAAUCUUGAGGAACUUCAGACUAAGAUUAGAGACGCUCAGAGACUCAUCAGAACUCGUAGAAAUGAAAGUUGGCAACAAUUUUGCAAUUCUAUAAGCGAGUCCUCAUCAGCCUCUGAAGUUUGGUCUCGAAUGAAAUGGGUAA